This is a messenger RNA of Thermothielavioides terrestris NRRL 8126, 4850 nucleotides long. RefSeq lists its product as uncharacterized. Gene Ontology annotation, biological process: positive regulation of transcription elongation by RNA polymerase II; transcription elongation by RNA polymerase II; mRNA transcription by RNA polymerase II. Gene Ontology annotation, cellular component: transcription elongation factor complex. The coding region runs from base 259 to 4509 and encodes 1416 amino acids. The record is from RefSeq and is a predicted model, not a curated record. Gene Ontology annotation, molecular function: histone binding; DNA binding; nucleosome binding. The transcript has 4 exons. NCBI's taxonomy places the organism in Eukaryota, Fungi, Ascomycota, Sordariomycetes, Sordariales, Chaetomiaceae.
GCUCCAUGUGCAGCAGGUGCUUUCGCCUCGACGUUAAAAUUUCCCGGCCUUGAGCUUCAGCCUUCCUAUUUGGUCCUUCCGUGACCAAUUCUCUUUAUCGACUCGCCUGCAAACAUCUCGCCUCCUUUCCUUAGCUUCUCUAUUCCAUCACAGACAACCCCACCUCUUAGCAGGCAAGCCUUCUUUUGCCACGGUAUCUUCCCCUUCCUUCCAUCGCAGAGACAAAGACCCGACCUGCGCCCAGCGCACCCCUCGAAAAUGAGUAACGACAUGCGCGACCUGAUCGACGGGGAGGCCGAGCUCGACGAGGAGGAGGACGAUGAGUCGUUUGAUGAAGAGACUGGCGAGUCCCGUGCGAGAGAUCGGAACGACAUCCUGGAUGAUUCCAGCGAGGAGGAUGAAGACGAUGAUGACGAGGAGGAAGCUCGACGGAUCCGGGAAGGUUUUAUUGUCGAUGAGGACGAGGAGGAAGAGGCCGACGACUCGGAAGAACGCGAGCGUCGCCGGAAGAAGAAGCGCCGACGGGCAGAGCGCGAGGAAGAAGAGCAACUGGAUGAGGAGGAUCUCGACCUGAUUGGCGAAGCCAACCCCGAGUGGGAGCGGAAAUCCCAGCCCCAGACAAAGUUCAAGCGUCUCAAGCGGGGCCAUCGGGACGAGGACCGCGGAAAUGAGCGCCGCGGCCUCGCCGAGAUUUUCUCGGACGAUGAGGACGACGUGGUUGACGAGCGUCCAUACGGCCGGGCCAGCCACCGCGCACAGGCCGACGAGUUCGACGACUUCAUCGAGGAUGACUAUCCCGAGGACGACGAGGAGCGCAUCCAGCGCCAGGUGGACAGAGAAGUUGCCCGCCCCAGGGAUAAGGGCCUCGCCGUCGAUGCCACCGGUCUCGACAAAGACGCGCUUGACGACAUGGAGGCCAUCUUCGGCAACGGCGAAGACUAUGAUUGGGCCUUGGAGCAGGAGGAAGUUGACGAAGAUCUCGAGCGCGAGCAACAGACGAUCGAGCUCAAGGACGUCUUCGAGCCGUCGCAAUUGCAGGAAAAGCUUCUCACGGACGAAGACAACCAGAUCCGUAUCGUUGACGAACCAGAGCGCUUUCAACUCGACCGCAAGCCCUUCAAAGAGCAGCAGACGUCAAACGAGUAUUUCAAGGAGGAGGCGCGCUGGAUCACAAAUCUCAUGUGGCCCAAGAAGCAGCUGCCCAGUGACCUGCACGGACCCUUCAACAAGGCUAUCUACAAGGUCCUCGAGUUUUUCAUUAUCGAUGGGGUCGAAGUUCCCUACGUCUUCCAGCACCGAAGAGACUACCUAAUCCAUGCCAAAAAGAUUCGGAACCAAGACGGCCGCGACCACCCGGACGCGCCCGAGUAUACGGUCGAUGCCGAGAAGCUGCUGACCCAAGACGACUUGUGGCGCAUCCUGGAGCUCGACAUCAAGUUCCGCUCGUUGGUUGAGAAGAGGAAUGCCCUGGAGAAGUCUUUUGCCGGCCUCAAGGAGGCAGGCGUGGAGGACCAUAUCCUCGAGGAAAUGAUCCGCGAGGCCGCCACGCUGGAAGAGCUGCAGGACCUGCAGGAUUAUCUGAACUUCCAGUACUCGGCACAGCUCAAGGACAUCGCUGCCAUGGGAAACGGCGCUUCCAAGGAGGUGAAGCGGCCUGGCGCCAAGACCGCUCUGUUCGAGCGCAUCCGGAGAUCCAAGGCCUACAACUUCGUGCGUGCUCUGGGCAUCUCGCCCGACCGCCUCGCCAAAAACGCGCUGCGCGAAGGCAAGAAGGUGUCGUCAGAUGACGAUGCCAAGCUGCCUAUGGACCUGGCCGACUCCUUGGUCGAUGACGAUUUUCCGACUGGCAGCCAGGUCGUGACUGCUGCACGCCAGAUGUACGCCGAGGAACUCUUCAUGAGCCCGCGCAUGCGCAAGCAUUUCCGCAUCCAAUUCUACGCCAUGGGCUGCGUGAGCUGCCACCGGACCGAAAAAGGCCUCCGGAAAAUCGACGAGGCACAUCCGUACUACGAGAUAAAGUACCUGAUCAACCACACCAUCAGGGACCUGGCUGUCCGGCCCGAGAUAUUCUUGAAGAUGAUGAAGGCCGAAGACGAGGGUCUUGUCGAGGUCCAACUCCGCUUGGAGAACGAGCGCGAAUUCCGGCGACAGCUCUACAACGAAUUCGCAUCCGACAACUUCAGUGAAUCAGCCGAUGCGUGGAACUCGGAACGCCAAAAGGUUCUCGACAUUGCCUUUUCCAAGCUCGAGAAGGUGAUCGCCAAGGGGGUUAAGGACUCGCUGCGGACCGCCUGUCAAGAGGAGCUUCUCAAGACCUGCCGCGAGGAGUAUUUCAAGCGGCUUGACCAGGCGCCUUUGAAACCCAAGGGGAUGGUGCUUGGUACCACGCCACGCGUGCUCACGCUGUCCAACGGUAUGGGCGAUCCAAACCGGGACCCCAUUUACUGGACGUGGGUCGAGGAGGACGGCAGAGUGGUGGAGCAUGGCAAGUUCAUCAACUUGGCGAGAGAUGAGAGCCAGCGCGAGCUCUUCGCCGAGCUGGUCCGUCGGAGAAACCCCGAUGUCGUGGGCGUAUCCGGCUUCUCGGCAGACACCCACCGGCUGAUCAAGGAUAUCGAGGGCAUCAUCAGCGAGAAAGGACUGAUGGGACCCGAGUACGAUGACCCCGAGGCGAACGAAUACAGGAGCGACUUGCUCGAGGUCGUCGUAGUCAACGACGAGGUGGCGCGGCUGUACAAGGACAGCCCUCGUGCGGUGGCAGAGCACCCGACGCUGAACUCUCUAAGUCGGUAUUGCAUCGCCCUUGCCCGAUACAUGCAGAACCCUAUGAAGGAAUAUGCAGCAUUGGGCAGGGACGUCACGUCGCUGCUGAUCCAUCCGUACCAGCAGUACCUGCCGCAAGAUAAGCUGUACAAGCACCUCGAGACUGCGAUGGUGGACAUCGUCAACCUCUGCGGCGUGGACCUAAACGAAGCGAUUGGAGAUCCCUACACGGCCAACCUGCUGCCCUACGUUGCGGGUCUCGGCCCGCGCAAGGCUCAGCUCCUCAUCAAGGGUGUCAACGCCAAUGGCGGCGUCGUCACUUCCAGGGACGAGCUUGUGGGCGAUCCGGAGCGACAUAAGAUCCCGGUUCUUGGCCCUCGAGUGUGGAACAACGCGGCGAGCUUCCUGUACAUUGAGCACGACAGCACCAAUCCGGACUCGGAUCCGCUCGACAACACGCGUAUCCAUCCCGAGGACUACGAUCUGGCGCGCAAAGUGGCGGCAGAUGCGUUGGGGUUGGACGAAGAGGACGUCAAGGCGGAGGUAGACGAGAACGGGCCGGGGGCGAUUGUGCGCAAGCUCUUCAAGGAGGACGAGCAGGAGAAGGUCAACGAGCUCAUCCUCGAGGAGUACGCCGAGCAGCUGGAGCGCGAAUACCAGCAGCGCAAGCGAGCCACGCUAGAAGCGAUCCGCGCCGAGCUCAUGGGUCCCUAUGAGGAGCUCCGCAAGAACUUCGCGGUGCUCAGCACGGACCAGAUCUUUACCAUGUUCACGGGCGAGACGAGGGACUCCCUCUGCGAGGGCAUGAUUGUCCCGGUGAACGUCCGCGUCGUCAAGGACGAUUUUGCCAUCGUCAAACUCGACUGCGGCAUCGAGGGCCGGGUGGAGUCGCACGAGGUCUCGUACCGGCACUCGAUCAAGGACCUGCUGCAGGUCGGGCAGACGGCGCAGGCCAAGCUGAUCGACAUCAACCGGAAGGACUUUGUCUGCAAGCUCACAAUGAGAGAGGAAGAGCUGCGGCGGCCGUUCCGGAGGCAUUACAACUACGCCCGCGACCAGUGGAACUACAAGCUGGAGGAGGCGGACCGGGAGGAACUGCGGGAAAAGGACAAGGUCACUGGCCGCACGCAGAGGGUCAUCAAGCACCCGCUUUUCAAGCCCUUCAACAGCACGCAAGCCGAGGAGUACCUGGGCGGCCUGCCGCCGGGAGAGGUGGUCAUCCGGCCGUCGUCGAAGGGGAACGACCACCUGGCGGUUACGUGGAAGGUCGCCGACGGGGUCUACCAGCACAUUGAUGUGCUGGAGCUGCAGAAGGACAACGAGUUCUCGGUCGGCAAGGUCCUCCGUGUCGGGAACAAGUACACCUACACGGAUCUGGACGAGCUGAUUGUGGAGCAUGUCAAGGCGAUGGCCAAGAAGGUGGAGGAGCUGAUGCAGCACGAGAAGUUCCAGAAGGGAUCUCGUGCGGAUCUCGAGAAAUGGUUGACCACGUACAUCGACGCCAACCCGAACCGCUCCACAUAUGCCUUCUGCCUGGACACGAAGCACCCCGGGUACUUCUACCUCUGCUUCAAGGCGUCGCGGGGGUCAAAAGUCAAUGCGUGGAUGGUCCGGGUCAUUCCGCACGCCUUCGAGCUCCUCAAGAGCCAGUAUCCGGACAUGAGGGCGCUCUGCAACGGCUUCAAGCUGCGGUACCAGAGCGAGAUGCUGAAGAUGCAUGCUGGCGGCGGAGGAAGGGGCCAUUGAUUGUGAUUUUUGUGGGGGGGGGGGGGGGAAACUUGGUUGGAUUUUGGCAGGCGUAACGGCGUCGGAGGAGAUACAUUUCAAUAAUAUGCAACAUACUCCGUACAGCGGCGAAAAUGCCCUUUCAAUUGGAAUACCUUCAAAGGUUUGUGGUACUGUUCAUAGGUACUGUGCAGGAUGACAGGCAGGCGCUCCUCUGUCUCACGCGGUCUGGGUUACCAGAACCACAGAACGGCAUCGUUCACGUUUCGGUUGGUGGAGGGGGGCAGUCUGCGGCAGGGCAGCUCGCGGCUGCACUCCCCCUCAGCUAUUCUUGGUUGGCCCGCUCGGUCCUGCAACCUUGC